Messenger RNA from Capsicum annuum, 3475 nucleotides. RefSeq lists its product as uncharacterized. The coding region runs from base 1379 to 2500 and encodes 373 amino acids. The record is from RefSeq and is a predicted model, not a curated record. The transcript is spliced from 5 exons. Gene Ontology annotation, molecular function: zinc ion binding. Lineage: Eukaryota; Viridiplantae; Streptophyta; Magnoliopsida; Solanales; Solanaceae.
AUGGGAUUUUGGGGCGUGACAAGGAGGUGAUGAGGCUGAUGUAGAAAAUAUUGGUGUACAAGGAGGUAAUGAGGCUGAUGUAGAAGAUAUCCACGUAGAAGAUAUUAACGUAGAAGAUUUUGGUGCAGAAGGAGGUGAUGAGGCUGAUAUAGAAGAAAUUAAUGUAGAAGAUGUUAAUAGGCUAACAAGUGAGUUAUCAGAUUAUUUGAGUAGUGAUUCAGAUCUUGGAGAUAUUUCUUCAGAAGAUAGCUCAGAUAUUGAUGAGGAGUUGAGGGCUUUUAGACAAGAAAGAAGGGAAAAAAGAGCCAACAACAAAGAAAGAAACAAAAAAGCAAGAAAAAAGGUUGUUGAAACUGAAGAAGUACCCGUGGGAGUUGUUGGUUGUGUAGAUAGAGGCUUUGGGGAUAUUGGUAAAAGUAAGGCUACCAAAUAUUAAGGAAAGUUGGGUGGAGAUGAGGAAUAUAUUGAUAGUUCUGAUUGUUGGAGUGAAGAUAGUGAAGAGAUAGAUGUAGAUGCUGUUAGAGGAGUAGAUCUACUUAGAAGAAGGAGAAGAAAGAAAACUAGGUAUGAUGAAAAUUGUGAGUUUUCUGUGUUUGAGCUUGGAAUGAUUUUUGUGGGUGCAAAUCAGUUUAGAAAAGCUGUUGCAGAUUAUGCUGUAGAGUAUAGAAGGCAGGUGAAGUUAAAACCUAAUGAAAAACAUAGAAUAAGGGUGAAAUGCAUUGCAGCUAAUUACAACUGUUUGCUGUUUGCUUUUACUGAUAGGGAUUCAGGUAAUUUUAUUAUUAAGAACUAUAACCCUAUUCACAAAUGUAUACCUUUAAACAAGAACAAGAUGUGUGAUUCAAAGCUGGUUGCUAGAAAGUUCAAGGACAGAAUAGCUUCUCAGCCAUACAUUAGGAUUUGGGAAAUUCAAGAUUUAGUAAGAGAGGUGUUGGGUCUUUAUAUAGGUAAAACUAUUUGUUAUAGGGCUAAACAGAUUGUUAUGAGGGAGAAUAUGGGAGAUUAGAAGCUGGAAUUUGCCAGAUUAUGUGACUAUGCAGAUAUGAUCAAGAUAACAAAUCCUGGAAGUUCUUGUUGGAUAAAAAUUGACAAAGAAACUGAACUAGGAAAGAACCUCUUUGUUUAUUUCUAUGUGUGCGUUCAUGCCUUCAAGCAAGGAUGGUUAGAUGGGUGUAGGAAAAUUAUUGGUUUUGAUGGAUGCUUUCUCAAAGGAGCUUGUAAGGGUGAGUUGUUGGUUGCUGUGGGGAAAAAUGACAACAACCAAAUGUAUCCUAUUGCAUGAGCAGUUGUGGAUACUGAAACAAAACAUAGCUGGGACUGGUUCAUAAGGUAUCUGAUUGCAGAUCUAAAUCUGGGAACUGGUGAAGGCUUGACUGUAAUGUCAGACCAACAAAAGGGUCUUGUUCCUGUUUUGAUGUAUCGGCUACCAAAUACUGAGAGAAAAAUGUGUACUAGACAUAUUUGGAGCAAUUGGCAUGUGCGCUGGAGAGGAGAAGAGAGAAGGAAACUGUUUUGGAGAUGUGCAAAAGCAAGCUUUGAAGUAAAGUUUAGAGAGGAGAUGCAAGCAAUGCCAAGGCUAGGUAAGAAAGAAAUAACUGAGGACAUGCUGAUUAAUCCUCCUACAUCUUGGUGUAGGGCAUAUUUCAAAACACAUUCCAAAUGUGAUAUUGCAGAAAAUAACAUGUGUGAGACUUUCAAUUCUUGGAUCUUAGCUGCUAGACAUAAGUCCAUAAUCACAAUGUUAGAGGAUAUCAGACAUCAACUGAUGAAUAGAUAUGUAGAUAUGAUUAAAUUUGCAGAAACAUGGAUUUCAGACAUUGCACCUAUGGCAAGAACUAUUUUAGAAGCUAACAAGGAAUAUUCAAAUAGGUGUAGGGUUCUAUGGAAUGGAGUUAAUGGUUUUGAAAUUGAGGAUAAGGGUUACACAUUUUUUGUUCACUUGGACAAGAAGUAUUGUGAUUGUAGGUUAUGGAUGUUAAGAGGUAUUCCUUGUCCUCAUGCCAUUUGUGCUUAUUAUUACUUGAAAGUAGAUCCUGAUCAGCAUGUAGAGCACUGGUAUAAUAAAGAAACCUUUCUUAAGUCUUAUAGCCAUUUCAUUCAACCAAUUACCAAUAUGAGAAUAUGGACGGAAACCAAAAACCCAUCAAUUGAAUCUCCAAAACCAAAAAAGAUGCCAGGCAGACCUGGAAAGAAUAGAAGAAAGAAGAAGGAUGAGCCAAAAAAGUGGGGUAAACUCUCAAGAAAAGGUGUCAAGAUCACUUGUUCAAGGUGCAAGCAAGUUGGCCAUAACAAGACUGUGCGUGCCAAAAUAAAUGGGAUGAGGAUCAGUAAUAGUAGUCAACCUAGCUGUCAUUCUGAAGCUUCAUGGAAUCCACCACCACCACAAUCAAGUUCUAUUUGUGGUGACACCAGUGCAAUGGCAAGACAUACCUACACUCAAAGUCAAAUAACAAGAUUAAGCUCCACCUUUGAUACAUAUGCAACUACACAAUCCAGUUAAUCAAGAUCUACUUGUGCUGACACAACUGCUGUGCCAAGAGCACCUUAAAGAAAGGUGUCAAGUGUGGCUGGUAGAGGUCAAGGUGCUGCUGGUAGAGGUAAAGGUGCUACUGGUAGAGGUAAAGGUUGUUCUGGUAGGGAUAGUGGUUCUGGUAGUGGUUAAUUUGGUGCUGAUAAGGGAGGUGAAAGAGGAAUUGGUAGAGGUCAAGGUGCUGCUGGUAGAGGUCAAGGUGCUGCUGGUAUAGGUAAAGGUUGUUCUGGUAGGGAUGGUGGUUCUGGUAUGGUCAAUUUGGUGCUGAUAGGGAAGGUGAAGGAGGAAUCGGUAGAGGUCAAGGAGGGAGUGGUAGAGGAUUGCCAAGAAAAAUAGCCAAUGCAACAAGAGGGAUCCUAUUUGAAAGUGGAAGAAAUAUUUCUUCCAGUCAAGUACCACCUUUGCCGACCAAUAAGAGGUCAUACAAUACUACCUCAUUUGCUGCUGCUACUGGAUACAAAAGGCUUGCAACUGGUUUUAGUGUUUACUCUGAUCCAACAACUGGAACCCACGUGUACAAUCCAGGUACAUCAAGUGAGAGGGUUCUUUAUGAAGGUAUAAAUUUAAGGAGUGCUUCACCAACCAAUAUAGAUAUUGGUUUUAAAAAUAGCGGCCUAAAGUGGAAUGAAAAAGAUGCAGUCACCAGCACACAAUUGCAACAAAUGAAAGCAAAUAAGAGAAAAAAAAGUAGAAACAACCAAGUCUUCUUCAUCAAUUGGAUAUUCAAAGAAGUAGUUCAUUUAGAAAUGAUUUGCACUGUAAUGAGGGAUAGUGUCUUUGAACAAAUUGUGUUACUAGUUUUUGAAUAACUUUUUCUUAGGCAGCAAUUAAUGAUUUUGGUGUAUGCUGCAGUAGAACUAUUCUGCUCAAUGUUGAGCCUUUUUUGAACACCUUUACAUCAUGUAUGCAGGUUUUAGCUCAAUCUUGAGCUGUGUUAAUAUGAUA